GUUUAAUAACAACAAGAUUAUUUCUGUUUAUACGGCAUCUUAAAGAUUCAGAUAUCUGAAGGACAUGAAGGUUGAUAAUCAAAAUAGUCUAUUUGUUUAUGUUUAGUGUGGUGACCAAUAGAAAGAUCAAAAUAAAAUUAAUUUACUCAGAAAAAAAAUUAUCAAGCAGUAUGCUGUGAAAUUUCAACUAAAAAAGAUCGAAGUUGAAUUUAAUGUUGUAUAUUUUGACUGUGUAUUGCGAAAAAUCUUAAUCAUUAAUAAAUAAUGACAAAGGUUAAAGUUGUUUUUGAGUGGAAAAGGCGUGUGAAAUAUGAAUACAUGAACUUGAGGCGAAUGAAAAAGUUUAAACGAAAGGAUGAUAUAAAGCUUGCUUGGAAACAAAAUUGUCAAAAUAUAAUGGAUUUAAAGGUUGUUGAACAUGAGAGAAUUACAAAUGGAAACGCUGUCUGGUGUUCAAAACAAAAGUCACCUACACACAUUGAAACUGUGAAAGAAGCAAAUAUUCAAGACUUAGAUGAAAAUAUUCAAACUGGUUCCAUAAAAACUAUGAAUAUGGUUAUACCAAUACCAGCUAUGUAUUCAUGGGCUCCUAUACAACAAAAUUUUAUGGUUGAAGAUGAAACCGUAUUGCAUAAUAUUCCGUAUAUGGAAGAUGAAUUACUCGAAGAUGAUGAAAAAUUUAUUGAUGAAUUAAUAAAAAAUUAUGAUGGCAAAGUUCAUGGUAAAUCAGCUUUCUUAGAUGAUACACUUUUUGUAGAGCUAGUUGAUGCUUUGCGACGAUAUGAAAAUAUUCAACUAAGAAAAUCUCCAAGAAUUAAUAAAGAAAAAGUAGAACAAAAAACCGAAAUAAAAAAGGCUCAAGAAUUUAUCUCUCCAAAUGAUGUUGGUAACAAAAAAAUUUCUCGCCGAUCACCAUCAAUAAAUAUUUUUAAUGCUAUUGCAUCUCUUUUUCCUGAAAAAGGGGAACCUGAAGAAUUAAGAGAAAAAUACAUCCGUCUGACAGAAAAGUCAAAUCCGGGAACAUUAUUUCUAAAAAGUAUUACAAAUAUUGAUGGCGUAGAAGCAAAAAGUACAUCAAGACGUCAAACAAUGCAUUCAUUUCAUACUCUCUUCUGUAGGAGAUGUUUUAAAUAUGACUGUGUUUUACAUCGUGUUGACGUUCAUCAUUUGAAACCAAAGGUAGAACACAGAAAAGGACCUUUUCUCAAACUCUUUGAUAAACCAUGUGGAGAUAAAUGUUAUCAACACUUGGAAGAAGUGAAGCAAAAGUUAAGUGAAAUACAAAUGAAGAGAGAAAGAUUACAAAUGGAAGAAAAUAAUAAACCGAGAAGAACAGUCAGCAUAGAUACUGGGUAUGAGGAUAGCAGUGAAGACAGUUUUGAUAGUCAUAAGUUCAAUGACUCUAGUAAUCAAGUAGAAGUUGAAGAUAAUAGAGACCAUGAUACUAAUUUUACAAAUAAUGGGAAUCAGGAUGAAAAUAAGGAUAAAGAAUUUCCAUUUACGUUAUUUGAUCUCGAUAAAUGCGUUACAAGUGAGCAAAAGUCUAUAUGGACAGGAUCUGAGCAAAGUUUAUUCCGUGCUCUCUACCCUGCAUUUCCUAGUAAUCCUUGUGCACUUGCGCAAAUAAUUCUUACCAAAUCAUGUAAAGAAGUUUACGAUUUUGCAUUAAAGGAAGGUCAUGAAAUUCCUUCACUUGAAAUUCCUGAGAAUAUUAUCUCUUUUCGGAAAAAAAAGAAAAAGCAAAGAAUUUGGUCAAUUCAUGGUAAAAAAAUUCAGCAAAGAAGAGAAACUGAUCCAGUUUACAUCCAUAACUAUGUACCCUGUGACCAUCCUGGUCAACAAUGUGACGAUUCAUGUCCUUGUGUAAAAGGACUUAAUUUCUGUGAAAAGUUCUGUCAAUGCAGUAUUGAAUGUCAAAAUAGAUUUCCCGGGUGUCGAUGCAAAGCUCAGUGUAAUACGAAACAAUGCCCCUGUUAUCAUGCUGUCCGUGAAUGCGAUCCCGAUCUAUGUCAGACUUGUGGUGCUGAUCAGUUUUACAUUAUGGCAAAUUCGUGUAGAAAUAUCAAUAUUCAACGAAGACUUCACAAACACCUUCUUGUGGCUCGAUCCGAUAUAGCUGGUUGGGGAAUUUUUCUUAAAGAACCAGCUUCAAAAAAUGACUUCAUAUCAGAAUAUUGUGGUGAAAUAAUCAGUCAAGAUGAAGCUGAAAGACGGGGCAAAGUUUAUGAUAAACGCAAGUGUAGCUUUCUCUUCAAUCUCAAUAAUGACUACGUCGUCGAUGCGACACGGAAGGGCAACAAAAUAAGAUUUGCUAACCACUCAAUCAAUCCUAACUGCUAUGCGAAAGUUUUGAUGGUAAACGGAGACCAUAGAAUUGGAAUUUUUGCAAACAGAAACAUUCAACCUGGAGAAGAGCUAUUUUUUGAUUAUCGAUACGGCCCAAUUCAACAGCUUAAAUUUCUCGGAAUUGAAAGAGAAUUAGAAGCGCCAUAAUGAAGAAGCGAUUGAUAUCUUGAGAAUUGAAAGCCACUUGAGCUCUACGAUAAUUCAUAUAAAAGUUUAAUUCAUGUAUCCCAGUUGAUCUUUCUAAUUUUUCGACAUAAAAUUAAGUUCUUAAAUAUAUUUAACAACUUAUUAAUAUGAAAAAUAUCUUUAACGAUAAAUCAAUUCAAGAAGUCAACAUAACUCAUCAUACAUAAUACUGAUGUCCAGCUGACAUGAAAACCAGUAGCGGACACAACAAGUGGUUCUUUUAUCAUAAAACUCUUUCAUACUUACACCAAGACCAUUAUGCCAACAAAAAGAAUUUUUCUUCUGAAAACCACUACCUUUUAUGUUACUUAAUAUCACUCAUUUUUCAAAUAAACAGUAAUCUAAGAA
Messenger RNA from Chelonus insularis, 2880 nucleotides. Its product is annotated as histone-lysine N-methyltransferase E(z)-like. The coding region runs from base 265 to 2493 and encodes 742 amino acids. The record is from RefSeq and is a predicted model, not a curated record. Gene Ontology annotation, molecular function: protein binding; chromatin binding; histone H3K27 methyltransferase activity. The transcript is spliced from 8 exons. Gene Ontology annotation, biological process: heterochromatin formation. NCBI's taxonomy places the organism in Eukaryota, Metazoa, Arthropoda, Insecta, Hymenoptera, Braconidae. Gene Ontology annotation, cellular component: nucleus; ESC/E(Z) complex.